Trichechus manatus latirostris (Florida manatee) is the source of this 3900-nucleotide messenger RNA. It is a transcript of the gene CRAMP1, whose product is annotated as cramped chromatin regulator homolog 1. Gene Ontology annotation, biological process: pattern specification process. The transcript has 20 exons. Gene Ontology annotation, molecular function: chromatin binding. The record is from RefSeq and is a predicted model, not a curated record. The coding region runs from base 1 to 3786 and encodes 1261 amino acids. Gene Ontology annotation, cellular component: nucleus. NCBI's taxonomy places the organism in Eukaryota, Metazoa, Chordata, Mammalia, Sirenia, Trichechidae.
AUGACAGUGAAGUUGGGAGACGGCGGCGGGGAGGACGGGCUCAAGAAGCUGGGCAAGCGCGCGGCCGAUGAGGACUCCCUGGAAGGAGAGGGCGCCGGCGGAGGGGACGCGGCCGAGGAGACGAGCGGCACAAAGGAGGCCGAGCAGCCCCUCAGCAGCGGUAGCGCUGGGCCCCCGGCGCCCUGCGCCCCUCAGGGCUCCCCCCAGGACCAGCACCACUUCCUCAGGUCCAGCGUGAGGCCGCAGAGCAAGAGGCCCAGGAAGGACGCGUCCUGUGCAGGCAGCGGAGGCAGCGGCAGCUCCGGGGCCCGGGGCAAAGGAGCCGACAGUGGCGGAGCAUCAUCUGGAAAUGGGCCUGGGGCUGCCCCUGCUGCCCCUGCGGGGGGCUCGCGCCCAUCUUCCCGGAACCUAGGCUCUGCAGGAGGCGAGAAGGAGGAAGGCAAGAAGGUGCGCCGGCAGUGGGAGUCCUGGAGCACGGAGGACAAGAACACCUUCUUCGAGGGGCUGUAUGAGCACGGGAAGGACUUUGAGGCGAUCCAGAACAACAUUGCCCUGAAAUACAGGAAGAAGGGCAAGCCCACGAGCAUGGUGAAGAACAAGGAGCAGGUCCGGCACUUCUACUACCGCACCUGGCACAAGAUCACCAAGUACAUUGACUUCGACAACGUGUUCUCGCGCGGACUGAAGAAGUCAUCCCAGGAGCUCUACGGGCUCAUCUGCUACGGCGAGCUGCGCAAGAAAAUUGGGGGCUGCAUGGAUGACAAGAAUGCGACGAAGCUGAAUGAGCUCAUCCAGGCUGGGGCCACCACAGUCCGCUACAAAGGGAGGAACCUGCGCAUCAAGGCGCCCAUGUGUCGAGCCCUGAAGAAGCUCUGCGACCCUGAUGGCCUGAGUGACGAGGAGGACCAAAAGCCGGUGCGCCUACCCCUGAAGGUUCCCGUGGAGCUACAGCCGCGCAACAACCACGCCUGGGCCCGCGUGCAGAGCCUUGCCCAGAAUCCACGGCUCAGGAUGAUUGUGGAGCUGCAUCGCAAGCUCUCCAGCCUCAUCGAGUUCUUGAAGCAGAAGUGGGCACUCCAUGAAGUGCGCAUCCGCAAGACUCUGGAGGAGCGGCAGCUGCGGGAGCCCUGUGCUGACACAGCUGGGCACCCGCUGGCCCAGGAGAGGGUGACGCUGCACUUGUUUCCGGGCGAGAACUGCACGGUGACGCCACUGCCGGGCGUGGCGCGGGUGGUGCACUCCAGGGCCUUCUGCACAGUGCACUGGCAGGAGAGCGGCCGGUGCAAGCAGGGCGCCCGGGACACCCACACACUGCCGCCUGCCCAGAUCCUGGGUAUCCAAAGCGGCCAGGGCACAGCCAGGGGCCAGGUCAAGUGCCCCCGGGGUGCGGCUGAGGGCAAAGCUGGCGGGCGGCCCCCCAUGCCCACCGACGCCUCACAGAGCUCUGGGGAGAGCUCCCCCGAGGGCGGCCCUGGUGGGGGGACCCUGAGCCUGAGCAGCCCCGAUGCCCCCGACAGGCUCCCCACUGGGCCGUCGGAUGCCACAGGAGGCCCCAUGGACGGUCUCACUCGUGCCCAGGGCCCUCUGCCCCCUGAGCCAUGUGCCUGCGGCCAGCUCCCAGACCUGGACGAGGAGCUGUCCCUGCUGGACCCCUUCCCCCGCUACAUGAAGUCCUGCCAGGACCUCAUCAUCCCUGACAGGUGCCGCUGCGCGUCCUCGCGGGCUGGGGGCGAGCGCCCCUCCCCUGGGGGCUGCACUUCACCCGAGGCCCCCGCCCCCAGUGCCGCAGAGGCUGCUGAUGUGGCUCGGGGCCCAUCCCCGGUCCGCGCCCCACCCCAGCCGGAACCUCAGCCCAGUCAGGGCCCUGGGCUGCAGGCUGACGGCAGCACGAGAGACCCGGCUGAGUCGCCUGCAGAGGAGCUGCUGGAGAAGGGGAGUGCCUCAGACACCGUGCCACCACCUCAGGGACAGCCCGCCAGCCGGCUGGCCCAGCAGGUGCGCGAGGAGGGCUGGAACCUGCAGACGUCCGAGAGCCUCACGCUGGCUGAAGUCUACCUCAUGCUGGGCAAGCCCAACAAGCUGCAGCUGGAGUACGACUGGCUAGCCGUGCAGGGCCCCGGCGCCUGUGCCGCUGCGCCUGCCGCCCUGCACAAGCAGCGCCUCCUCGGCUGCCUCCUGAAGCUCAUCGCCACCGAGGUCAACCCCAAGCUGGCUCCGGAAGCAAACGCCGCCUCCACAGCCUCCAUCAAGCCCACCCAGGAGGACCAGUCGCUGACUCCCUCCGGGAAGGUGGUGGCCGUCAGCUCGCGGAGUCCCCGCUGCACUCGGAACCAGGCGACCCUCCGCAGCAACAAGGCCUUCUCUCCAAACGCCACACCCUGCUCCUCAGGUUUGAGGAACCCCCCGAGACCCCUCCUGGUGGCUGGCCCCUCCAGCACGGGAAGCAGUGAUGCCGACGGGGGCCUUUUUGCUGUCCCCACGACUCUGCCGCCCAACAGCCGGCAUGGGAAGCUCUUCUCUCCCAGCAAGGAUGCCGAGCUAACAUUCCGCCAGCAUCUGAACUCGGUCAGCAUGCAGUCGGAUUUCUUCCUGCCAAAGCCCCGGAAGCUGCGCAACCGACACCAUCGGAAGCCGCUGGUGGUCCAGAGAACGCUGCUGCCUCGACCGUCUGAGAGCCAGGCGCACAAUGUCUGCUCCUUCUCCAUCCUGUCCAAUUCCUCCAUUACCGGGAGAGGUUCCUUCCGGCCGAUCCAGUCCUCUCUGACCAAAGCAGCUCUGUCUCGGCCGAUAGUGCCCAAGGUCCUUCCACCCCAGGCCACCGGUCACCUGGCCAGUGCCAUUGACUUGGCUGCUAAGAGUGCCGGCAUCAUUCCCGGGAGCCCCCUCCCCGUCUUGGACCCCGAGGGCUUGUCUGGCAUCUCUCCGCUAUCCUCAGACAAUGUGACUGCAGCCGUUGCCGGCCAGGGCUCCACCAGAAGCUGCCAGAAUGGACACCCCGUCUCCACUGUGGGUGGCGCGAGGGAUCCCUUCAUCAGUGUCCCCUCCAGACUCGAGCCGGAGCCGGAACCGGUGGCGGACAGCUUCCAGGGCUCCCCCGUCCUCUCCCUAUCUGAGUUGCCCAAAGCUCCACUCCAGAACGGCCUCUCGGCACCGCUUCCCUCGGAAGGUUCCAGCACUCGGCUCUCUCCACCCAACGUGUCUGCUCUGCUGGACCUCUCCCUCCCCGGGCCGCCUGAGGACGUGCUGUCACAGGGCGAGCCCGCCACGCACAUCAGCGACUCCAUCAUCGAGAUUGCCAUCAGCUCCGGCCAGUACGGUGAAGGCGUCUCCCUCUCUCCAGCAAAACUGAAUGGCAGUGACAGUUCGAAGAGUCUUCCCUCCCCGUCCAGCAGCCCCCAGCCCAGCUGGAUUGCUUCUCCCACCCACGACCCCCAGUGGUACCCCAGCGACUCUACUGAUUCCUCGCUCAGCAGCCUCUUUGCCAGCUUCAUCUCCCCGGAGAAGGGCCGGAAGAUGUUGCCAACUCCCGUCGGGACAAACAGUGGCACCUCCUUGCUGGGCCCCAGCUUGCUGGAUGGAAAUUCACGGGACUCCUUUGUGUCCAGGUCCCUGGCCGAUGUCACGGAGGUUGUGGACUCCCAGCUGGUGUGUAUGAUGAAUGAAAACAGCAUUGAUUACAUUUCUCGGUUCAAUGACCUGGCCCAAGAGCUGUCCAUCACCGAGCCCAGCCGCCGGGAGGUCCUGUUUGAUGGCGGUGGGCCCCCCAUCGGCGACCUGUCCCAGUGACUGAACCUCCAGCUGCAGAGGAGGGCUCACGGGGCUGGUGGCCCUCAGCUGUAGUGGGGGGUAGUAGUCCUCUUCAAACGAGAAAAACCACCAACCAAAGCUCAGGCCCCCCUC